UCAGAUUCUUCCUCUCAACUGAAAGCAGUCUCUUUUCUUUCAGGGUUGAUCGAUUCCCUAUUGCAGUUUCUGCUAUGGACUUAGAGAGCUUUAGGGUAGGUCUUACCCCAACAGUCUUCUACAUUCCUGGUUUCAUCACUGACCAAGAGGAAGCUCAGCUCCUCAAUCAUAUAUAUGGAGCAUCUGGUUCCAAGUGGAAGACGUUAAAGAACAGAAGAUUACAGAACUGGGGUGGUAUGGUCCAUGAAAAGGGUCUUGUUCCACAAGAGUUGCCUUCUUGGCUGACAAAGAUUACCGAGAAAAUUAAUGAAAGCUCUGGUCUUUUCCCUUCUGCUAUAAAUCAUGUCCUCAUCAAUGAAUACCAUCCUGACCAAGGGAUAAUGCCGCACCAAGAUGGACCAGCUUAUUUUCCUGUUGUAGCUAUCCUAUCUCUAGGCUCACCUGUCGUUAUGGACUUCAGUCCGCAUUUGAGAUUAAUAUCAGGCGAUGACGACAAUUCCAGAGAUCAAAGUGGAGAGAGUGGUGUGUCUGAGAGAGAUAAUCAAAACUCAUUCUCUGUUUUGAUGAUGCCUCGAAGCCUACUAAUCUUCAAAGAUGAAGCUUACUCAGAUUACCUCCACGGCAUUAGCGAUAGUCCAACACAUUGCUACAAACAGGUCGUGAAUGAAGCUGAAGCUUUGGCUUGCUCCAGUGGAGAUUCAAGAACAGACGGUGACAACAAGAUUCUUCACAGAGACCAAACUCGCGUGUCACUUACCUGCCGUUUAGUCCCCAAAGUCCAUAAAAAUCUUUUCAGGUUUUAGAGAAAACAUAACAAUAAUGUAGUUUCCCUUCUGACAUUGUGGUUGUCUUGCCGUUUUGACUGGGGAAACCGGCAGGAUUUGUAAACAUGGGAACUGAAAACGGUACGAUUUGUGUGUUUGUGAAGAGGUAGGAUUAACUAUGAGCCCUACAUUUUUUUUUUCUU
Molecule: messenger RNA, 967 nt
Organism: Raphanus sativus (radish)
Lineage: Eukaryota; Viridiplantae; Streptophyta; Magnoliopsida; Brassicales; Brassicaceae
Exons: 8
Coding region: 75-803 (242 amino acids)
Source: RefSeq, a predicted model, not a curated record